Molecule: messenger RNA, 1519 nt
Organism: Nyctereutes procyonoides (raccoon dog)
Lineage: Eukaryota; Metazoa; Chordata; Mammalia; Carnivora; Canidae
Product: basic proline-rich protein-like
Exons: 4
Coding region: 1-1344 (447 amino acids)
Source: RefSeq, a predicted model, not a curated record
AUGCGGAGCUGGGCUCCGGGCAGCCACGAGUUCUGGGUGGAACCCUGGAGCGAGCGAGGAGAGCCGGAGAGGGGCUGGCGGCCCAGUGCUGGAAUCGAGCGGCUCCCUCUACUGGCGAACUCGAGGAAUCGCCGGGUGUUCCCGUGUAUCUGUGUGUCACUGUGUCACGAGGAGUGUCACAGGUGUGUCAGCGAGUGUCAGUGGAAGUACCGGCGUGGCGUGCCCCGAGGCCUGGCACCGGCCGCCCAGAGUCGGCUGCCCGGCUCCGCCGGCGCCCCCGGCACCAGCUCCCUCCCGGGGCGGGAGAGCGCCCUGAGCCACCUUCCCGGGUGGACCUGGGGCCACGUCUUGCGAUGGGGCGGGCGCCAGGCUGGGAGUCGGGCGGGCGCCCAGCAGGGCUCCCGCCUUCCCCGACUGGAGGGUUUGGAAAAACUGAGCAGGCAGCCAAGGCUUGGCUGGAAAUCCUGCAGCCCACCCUCCUGGGGACACAAAGCUGGAGGGCGGAGGCUGGGCGGGGGAAGGGAGCACGACCCCGGGGAGGGCAGGGCCUCUUUUGGGGCUGGGGGCCCAGGGGCCAGGUCCCUGGGGAGGGGGUUCCUGGCGCUGUCUCCCUGCAGUCUGCUUCCCCCUUCUUCUCUCCCCCCUCCCCCCUCCUCCCCCUCCCCUGCUCCAGUCUUGCAGAUUGCGGGCAGACUUAACUCCUUGCGCGCCAGCCGGGUAGACUCCGAGCUGGGGACGCCGGGAGGGAGGGAAGGAGGGAGGGACUCCGGACCCCACUCCCACCACGGUUUAACACCUUGUGGCCCGGAACGCAGUCUCGGGAUCGGGGCUGCUCGGAGCCCCGGGAGGCUGCCGGGUGCUGGAGGACAGACGCCACAAAACCUGGCACCUGAGAGCUGCGUGAUCCGGUCCAUCCUGCUGCCAGAUCUUAAUUGUCUCCCCUCCCGCCACCGCAGUCCCCCGCGUCCCUCCCUCCACUCUUUGAUCCCCGUGCCCCCGCCGCCCGGCCCCACUGGUCGCUACACGGUCUCUGCCGGAGACCGAAGGCUGCGGAGAACCCGGAAGUCUGGCUUCCGCGGCUGCCCCACCUUCUCCGUACCGCCCGCGAGGCCCAGCGCAGGUGACCGCAGCCCCGGUGCCCCUCGCCUCCGGGGGGCUCCUUCACCUUCCGCGGAGACCGCUCCCCCACGGAGGAGGGAGUGCCAGCCUCCAACAGCUCCGGCCGGGACGAGGGCCCGAGGAUCUGGAAACCCUGACGUCGCCUCCACCCUGGCGCCCCUUGCUUGGGCACCACCCCCUCCGCCAUCAGAUCGGCCUUCCGAUUCUAUGAAUGACUCUGCCUGAGGGAAGCCGCCCAGGCUGGGCAGGAAGGGGUUAACGGGGCUCCCCGGCUCCGUGUGGGAGCCAGGUGCUGCCUCGGGCUGUGCUCAGGUGCGGUUGGGUGGAAGGAGGGCUUCGGAGACAGCUGGAGUGCUCCUCCCGGAGGAAUAGCACUUCCGGAGGUAAGGAAGCCUCUGAG